AGUACUGAUUUUGUUUACAGGGUUCCACGUGACUCCGAAGAUCCAUCUGAUCUGUCCUGAGAGCUGCCUUCUAAUAGUUGUGGGGGUCAUAAUCGGACUUCUCUUGUUUUACACUGGCUUUCAUAGCGUAGAGCAUCUUACCCCGGAUGUUUUCUUCCUCUACAUGCUACCGCCCAUAAUUCUGGACGCCGGGUAUUUCAUGCCUAAUCGACUGUUUUUUGACAACAUGAGUUCUAUUUUGAUCUACGCUGUACUCGGUACUGUUUGGAACGCUCUGACCAUCGGCUUUUCUCUAUGGGGUGUGGGUUUGACUGGUCUUUACGGUGUGGAGCUCCCCCUGUUGGAUACUUUGCUGUUCAGUUCUAUAGUUUCGGCUGUAGAUCCCGUGGCGGUCUUAGCUGUCUUCGAGGAGAUCCAAGUGAACGACGUGCUUUAUAUCCUGGUGUUCGGAGAAUCUUUGCUGAACGACGCCGUAACAGUGGUGCUGUAUCACAUGUUUGAAGGAUACGCUGAAAUGGGACAAGAAAACAUGAUUCCUAUCGACUACGUCGCUGGUGUUGCUUCCUUCUUCGUAGCAGCACUAGGUGGCGCUCUCAUCGGAAUCCUUUGGGGUGUGUUGGCGGCUUUCAUUUCUCGAUUUUCUCACCACGUACGGAUUAUCGAGCCCCUUUUUGUGUUCGUCUUAGCUUACCUGGCCUAUCUGAAUGCUGAACUGUUUCAUCUGUCUGGAAUUGUGGCACUCGUUUUCUGCGGUAUUUCCAUGAAGAAUUACGUGGAAGAAAACAUUUCCUACAAGUCCCACGUGACAGUUAAAUACACAAUGAAGAUGUUGGCUAGUUCCUCGGAAACCAUCAUCUUCUUGUUUUUGGGUGUUUCUACUGUAAACGACAAUCAUGAAUGGAACACCUGGUUUGUCGUUAUGACCAUUUUCUUCUGCACAAUUUACAGAUCUAUUGGUGUUGUAAUUCAAACAUGGGUUCUCAAUCGUUUUCGGCUGCACAAGAUUCAUAAGGUUGAGCAAUUCAUCAUGGCGUAUGGUGGUCUGCGCGGGGCUGUCGCCUUUGCUUUGGUUCUUGUUAUCUCAGAUAAAAUAAUCCCAACAAAAGCAAUGAUGGUAACAGCCGUGAUUGCAGUAGUUUAUUUCACCGUAUUUAUUCAGGGCAUGACAAUAGGUCCUUUAGUAAAGAUACUAAAUGUUUCAACUAGUCAGAAAACCAAACUUUCCAUGAACGAAAGGCUGCAUACACGGAUAAUGGACUACCUGAUGGCUGGAAUUGAAGACAUCUCUGGUCACCUGAUGGGGAACUACCAUCUUCGAGAUAAGUUUAAAUACUACAACAACAAGUACAUUCGACCUUUCCUGACUCGUGACCACCAUGUUCGAGAACCGAAGAUUUUUGAGACACAUUCCAAGCUUAACCUGGCAGAUGCUAUGAAUCUUGUUCAAAAAAAUGGCAGUGCAAUACCCGUGAUGGGAAAAGACAUGAAUAUCUCUCUUUCAACGUUCUUCCAAACUUACACACAGACUAAUAUUCCAAG
This is a messenger RNA of Limulus polyphemus (Atlantic horseshoe crab), 1539 nucleotides long. Its product is annotated as sodium/hydrogen exchanger 1-like. The record is from RefSeq and is a predicted model, not a curated record. NCBI's taxonomy places the organism in Eukaryota, Metazoa, Arthropoda, Merostomata, Xiphosura, Limulidae. The transcript is spliced from 7 exons. Gene Ontology annotation, cellular component: membrane. Gene Ontology annotation, biological process: sodium ion transport; proton transmembrane transport; regulation of pH. Gene Ontology annotation, molecular function: sodium:proton antiporter activity. The annotation marks the transcript as partial.